This is a messenger RNA of Eupeodes corollae, 2285 nucleotides long. RefSeq names its product YTH domain-containing family protein (gene Ythdf). Gene Ontology annotation, molecular function: mRNA binding; N6-methyladenosine-containing RNA reader activity. The transcript is spliced from 8 exons. Gene Ontology annotation, cellular component: cytoplasm. The record is from RefSeq and is a predicted model, not a curated record. Gene Ontology annotation, biological process: mRNA destabilization. The coding region runs from base 360 to 2144 and encodes 594 amino acids. Lineage: Eukaryota; Metazoa; Arthropoda; Insecta; Diptera; Syrphidae.
AUCGUCAUAUAAAAAGUUUUUGGUCAAUAAAGUUUAUAAUUUGUUUUAAAUUAUUAGUAUACGGUUUAAGAAGAAAAUAACUCACCAACUUUAUUUUAAAAUUUUGUGUUUUCUUAUCAGUGUGUCUUAGUAACAAAACAAACUAAUUUUAAAAACAACCAUAUAUGAUUUCAACAGGCGUUUUAGAUAGGUAUGGUGCGCAUUGGCAUCACAACCGAUAAUUAGAUUCCGCAUGUUCCGGAUACUCCGUUAACGACUGAGCUAUUUUUUAGAAAUUGGGCUCUCAGCCUGGCUGAUCAUCGGCACGGGUCGUAUAACACCUUAGAUCCAGGUCAAAACGGCAACCUGCUGUAAAGCAUAUGGAUGAAUGCAAUGCCAUUCCCUGGAGUCAGCAGGUCGAAGAAGAUUUAUGCGAGAACUCUUUAAACUCAACUGAAAACAAAUUGGAUACUAAAAAUAGGGUUUGCCAGCCGUUUGUAAAAAUCUAUCCCAUGCGAAGUGAGGACAUCUAUAGCACAGAGAAAAUAAGUACGUCCCGCUGCCCUAAAAUGGAAAACUUCAAUUGUUCCCUCGAAAUAUAUCCGGAAGAAACUCACAAGUCACAUUCCAGAGACACGAGUGUAAAUUUUGCUGAAACCCAUGAAAAAGGACAUUUACCAGCUAAAACAUCAUACAUUUCAAAUGAGUCGACCAAGAAGAAAAUAACAUGGGCCUCUAUAGCCUCUCAGCCAGCUAAACCAAACAAAAGAAAUAAUUUAGUAUUGAAGAAAAAAGGACCUGGUAUGCCUCCUCCUCCUAUGAUUCCUGGAAAGCAUGUUUUGAGUAUAAACCCUUGGGAUCUGGCAACAAAACCAACUUGUACAGAGUCAAGUGUAUCAUCAAGAAGUUUAAUUCCAACAAUCGAAAAUGAAAAUCCACUGAAAAUUGAUUUGUUGGGAAAAUGGAAGCCUAAAAACAAAGUACAAAGCUCAGAUACAAGUCGAAAACAACCAAAUACUUAUGGCAAUCCGGUCAAAAAUAUUAAAUCAUCAAACAGUCCAGUUGAAAUAAUGAUUGAUCAUGAACAACAACACCAAAACAAAAAACAAAUAAAUUUAAGCAGAAUUCAUCGUUUAAAAGAAACUUUUCAUAGUGAGCCUUCUGCCAAAAGCUCAGUAGCCGACUAUUAUACGGUAAAGUCUGAAUGUUCACAACUUAACACAUCCGAAUUAAGCGAAACAGUUUUAAAACAACUUAGAGGUAGAAACAACUAUAACCCAAUUGAAAUGGAUUUGCAAAAUGCAGCUUUAACAAGAUAUUUUGUCAUAAAAUCGUACUCUGAAGAUGAUAUUCAUCGAAGCAUCAAAUAUGAAAUAUGGUGUUCUACAGAUCACGGGAACAAAAAACUUGAUGAAGCUUUCAAAGAAAGAAUGCAGGAAGGUGGAAAUAUCAUGUUAUUUUUUUCAGUAAAUGGUUCUGGUCAUUUUUGUGGAAUGGCUCAAAUGAUGACUGCAGUUGAUUACAAAUCAACAGCAAGUGUUUGGUCUCAAGAUAAAUGGAAAGGAAAAUUCAAAGUAAAAUGGAUAUAUGUAAAAGAUGUCCCCAAUAGCCAGCUACGCCAUAUUCGUCUGGAAAACAAUGAGAAUAAAUCUGUAACUAAUUCACGAGACACACAAGAAAUUCCACUCAAUCAAGGAUUGCAAAUGCUUAAAAUUUUACAUUCAUACAAACAUUUAACUUCAAUUUUUGAUGACUUUUAUCAUUAUGAAAAGAAACAAGAAGAAUCUGUUUUAAAAAAACCAAUACAUUUUGAUAACCGUAUGCAUUCGUGUCCUAAUUCCAAUGUUUGUCACAGUGACACUAAGGAUGUCAAAAAUGAAUGGAACUCCGGGCAAUUAAAAGAUAAAACAAAAUCUGAUAGGAGUGAGUACUCCAAUACACCUCAUAACCGAAGGUAUGGAAAACCUAUUGAACCUAAAAGAAAUGUAGAUGUUCGAGAUAAAGAAGAAGUUAGUAAAAACGUUCCCGUGAAACAUUCAAAUCUAAAUAUAGAAAAUUGUGGCAAUGAAAAUAGUCUUACAGAAAUUACUUUUCAUGUUAAUAGAUUUAAUUUUAAUGACAACAGCAUUGUUAAGAAGAAACAUGGUUACGAAUUGAAUUAUUAAGCUAUUGAGUAAUUAUAAUACCAUACUGACCCUUAAGUUUAUUAUAACUUUCUAUGAAUGUAACUAAUGAAGUAAAAUAUGCCCAGCUUUUAAACUGUAAACAAAAAAAACGAUUUUUAAUAAACAACAUUAAAUGAAAAA